UAUAUAUAUAUAGUUAUCUCCUCAAUCUGUUUAUUGUAACAUAAUGUAUAUCUAUUGCGCCCAGUUAGUUGCAACACUCGUAGAGUGUAAUAUUGAUGACUCGUUGAUAGCCUUAUCAUACGGCAAUGUUCCACUCAUUGUGUUACUAGGUACAAACUGGACCUAUGAGAUCAUUUCUAUGCUGCUUCAAGGUCAUUCUUCAUACCUCAAGGAUCUUAAAACUAUCGGAAUGCUGGAAACCAUAGACCUAAAUACCUUGGCAAAUAUGGCGUCACCACGAGUACUUAAUACUCACAUCCCAUUCCGACAUCUGUCCAAGCAACACUUAACCAAGGGAUGCAAGAUAGUCCACGUCCUCAGGAAUCCAAAAGACACACUGGUAUCGUGGUAUAACCACUGUAAAUUAGACUCCCGUCUUCGUCACCCAAGUACAGCUGAGGAAGGAGAGUUUCCGGGGACAUGGGAAAACUUCCUAAAGGACCAGAUGGAAAACAAACACAAUAUGUACGAUGGAUUCAUCAAAUACGAGAAGGAUUGGGAGGUCGCCAAACGUACCAAAGCUGUAACUAACGUACACACCAUGUUCUAUGAGGAUCUUCAGAAGGAUCCAGUGGCUGAGAUCAAACGUCUAGCUGGUUAUUUAGAAGUGCCUGUCGACGAGGAACUUGUGACGGAUAUCGCAGAUAAGUGUUCGUUCAAAAACUUAAAAAACGCAGCAAUAUCGAUAAAAACUGGGAAUAUCCCGGUUACGGAAGGAGGAAUCGCGUUCUUAUUUAGGAAAGGUAUGGUCGGUGACUGGAAAAACUGGUUCACAGUUGCUCAAAACGAACACUUUGACGAAUUUCUGAACAGAGAGCUAAAGGGAUCGUCACUCAAAUUUAAAUAUGAAAUAUGAUAUUCAGUGAUGUUACCAUAGGAACAAUUUGUUAACAUACACGUGUUUUGGAAAAUGUCUACAUCCCUGUCAAGCAUAGAGGAAUGACGGGUCUUUAAACGGAAAGUAUAUUAUCCACAUAUGAACGAUUAAGUUAUCAAGUUUAUGAUUAUUUUAAAUUGUCACGGACAUAGUUAUCAUCCAAUUGCAAUUCAGAUAAUUUCAAUUGUAUUACUUUUAUGUAACAGAAGCAAUACAAUCGAUUCUGCUUGAAUUAUAAACAGCAUGCUUGACUAAAUUGUCCCUUUAAUAGACAAAGAAUUGUGUACAAAUUUUAAUGAAACAUUCCUUGUUAAGCGUAAUUUACCCAAUUAAUGUGACAGUUUGGGAAAGCACAGCUAUACUAAUAAUCGUUCUUCUACAAUAAUAAACAAUACAGACAGAAGAUCUUAUAUACGUCUUAAAGAAUUUAUCAAACAAUUUCAAAUAUUUCAAAUAGCAUAAGAAGAGAACUCAUUUAAUAAGUUCCAUAUGACAAAGUCACUAGUACUAAUUCUGGUUAAUAAAAUAACUGAUAUAAGAAUAUAAAUUUCAAAUCACUUUCUAUAUUAAAUCAGGCGAAUUUUGUUUCCGACGGUAUGUUUUUUUCGUAUAGUGUGAUGGGAGUGUUGCAUUGGGUAGGCGAGCGAGCAAUCGCUUGUGACGUCAUAAACUCGACAAUAACGUGACAUCAUGAAUUGUGAAACGCACAACAGAAUGGCUCUCUGAUUUAUUAAUUCCUCCUAUUUUUUUUUUUAAUAUUCGAAGACUUGUUCAAUAAAAUUUCUUAUGAAGGGGAAUAAACAGAAUACCUCGCAAUAUCUUCAAUAAUACCAAUAUAUAAUAUAUAUAUAUUGUACAUGUAUUACUGAAGACACUGUUAGAUAUCCUCUA
This is a messenger RNA of Pecten maximus, 1807 nucleotides long. Its product is annotated as sulfotransferase 1A1-like. NCBI's taxonomy places the organism in Eukaryota, Metazoa, Mollusca, Bivalvia, Pectinida, Pectinidae. The record is from RefSeq and is a predicted model, not a curated record. Gene Ontology annotation, biological process: sulfation. Gene Ontology annotation, molecular function: sulfotransferase activity. Bases 44 to 895 code for a protein of 283 amino acids. Gene Ontology annotation, cellular component: cytoplasm. The transcript is spliced from 4 exons.